Molecule: messenger RNA, 1800 nt
Organism: Aspergillus tubingensis
Lineage: Eukaryota; Fungi; Ascomycota; Eurotiomycetes; Eurotiales; Aspergillaceae
Product: arrestin (or S-antigen), N-terminal domain protein
Exons: 5
Coding region: 1-1800 (599 amino acids)
Biological process (GO): ubiquitin-dependent endocytosis
Cellular component (GO): cytoplasm; cytosol; plasma membrane
Molecular function (GO): ubiquitin protein ligase binding; protein-macromolecule adaptor activity
Source: RefSeq, a predicted model, not a curated record
AUGUCUGUAAUCAUCCAUCUGGACCGGCCACAUAAGCAUUUCACCAAUCUCGACUAUCUCACGGGAAAGGUGGUCCUACAAUUACACUCUGAAGCUGCAAUCGGAGGCAUUCAAGUAAAAUUAGAAGGCGAAAGUCGGACGCGCCUGGCUGGUCCGAAAUAUCCACAUAAUGAGCAGUCGGAUAAGAAACGUACCGAAAUCGAGGUUCACAAGAUCCUGUACAAAGUCGAAACGGUUUUCCCCACUGCCGCAGUAUUCAAUGCAGAGACUCCAGACAGAGCUUAUACAUUCGCAAGAGGGACGUACGAGUAUCCCUUCAAAUUCAAGUUCCCCUUCAACAAUUCUUGCAGCAUACACAAUAGCAUGCUUACGAACCUGAACAUCACGGGUUUGAGGGUCGAAAUGGCCAGGGACACCGCUCGCCAUGUGAAGAAGACGCUCCCUCCAUCUCUCAGUGGCUUCCCAGGCAUGGCCGACAUCAAGUACUAUGUGAAAGCGACGGUUAUUCGUCCCCAGUUCUACAAGGAGAAUCUCAGGGCGAUCACCAACCUAAACUUCCUUCCUAUCGAGCCUCCCAGGACAGGUAAACCGAACGAAGAAACUUAUGCAAGACGACAACACCAAUUUACGGAUGCCCCGAAUGUGUCCAAGAAAAGAAGCCUUUUCCAGAAGAUGUCGAGCAGUUCGCUCCGGGACACUGCAGGCGGUUCCCCUCGCGUAUCCGCUGACCUGCGGCUACCCAACCCAACAAUUCUGACCUGCAAUGAGCCUAUACCGAUGCGUGUCCUCGUCAAGAAACUGUCGGAGUCUUAUGAGACUAUUUUCCUGCAGAUGAUCCAGGUCGAGCUGAUUUCUUAUACCAACAUCGUCGCCCAUGACUUACGGCGCACCGAAAGCGGCACUUGGGUCAUUCUCAGUCAGAGUAAUAUGGCUGUGCCUCUCGGCAGAGGCGGAGACCCAGUCGAUACGGAGUGGACAAUUGAUUCUAGUUUAUGGAGUGGUAUACCUCUACCCAGUACGGUAGCGCCGUCAUUCGAGACCUGCAAUGUCUCGCGGACGUAUGAGCUCGAAGUUCGAGUGGGCCUGACCCAUGGAAGUAUUGGGAACAUGAAGCCCCAACUUAUCGUUCUUCCGCUACGGAUGCCCGUGAAAGUUUACUCCGGCAUCGCUCCUCCAAAAGCACUUCUGGAUGCCAUGGCGGCCAAUGGUCAGGCCAGGCCAGUGGCUAGCCCUACAAGUCCCACCGGAUCGAUGGAUAGCACACGCCCCCCAAUGCCGCCUCGGCCUGCCAGACCUCCUGUGCCUGCCAAUCCUGAGGACGGCUACGACGAUGCACCUCCCAGCUACGAAGAUGCCAUGGCUGAAACUCUUAGUCCUGUGGAUGGCCCCCGUCGAGAGUAUAACCCACCAGAUGCCUCUUCCGAAAGAUCUGUUGAACCUGGAGCUGAUCCGCGAUCUCCAGUUGGAAAGGAACCUGAGGCGUCCACACCGUACGGCAACCAGGAGGCGAUGUCCUCGUCGGAGACACUCGAUAUGCUGCCCGAAAGCCCACCAGAGUCCCGCUCUGGUUCACCCCCAAACUCUCCCGUUGCGCGUCAACAAAGCGUGCUCAAAAUCCACAAGGCUCCCCUUCUGCUGGAGGAGGAUAGCCCUCCCGAAUAUCAGACGAUUGCAGCUGGCAAGCCGCAAGCAUCCCAUAGCCAGGUUAACCGUGUGCCGUCCCAGCCAGGAAGCAGGCCCAUGAACCUGGGCGUUCCCAACCGGAAGCCAGUUCCCCGGAGUCCAAGUAGGCAAACCUGA